AUGUCUCAGACGCUUCCCAAGAUUGUCACCCGCGCUUUGGGCAAGAAUGGGCCUCAAGUGCCUCGCCUCGGUCUCGGCCUCAUGGGCCUGAGCGGACACUACGGCCUGCCAGCCCCGGAUGAGCAGCGCCUGGCCUUCUUGGACAAGGCGUAUGAGAUGGGCGAGACGUUCUGGGAUACUGCCGACAUGUAUGGCGACUGUGAGGACCUGUUGGGAAAAUGGUUCGCGGCCAAUCCAGGAAAGCGAGACAAUAUCUUUCUCUCGACCAAGUUCGGUUUGCGGCCAGAAGGCAACAGCAUCAACGUGAACUCGUCUCCGGAGUACUGUCGAGAGGCUAUCGAAAAGUCGCUCAAGCGACUCAGGCUGCCAUUUGUCAAUCUCUACUACGUCCAUCAUCUCGAUAAAGUUACGCCAAUCGAAAAGACCAUGGAGGCCAUGGUCGAGCUCAAGAAGGAGGGAAAGAUCCAGCAUAUUGGUCUGAGCGAGUGCAGUGCCGAUACCCUCCGCCGUGCUUCCGCGAUCCACCCCAUCGCCUGUGUCCAAAUGGAAUACAAUCCCUUCACCUUGGAGAUUGAGUCGCCCCAGCGUCGCUUUCUUGAGACUGCGCGAGAGCUUGGAAUCGCCGUGGUCGCAUAUAGCCCACUCGGGCGUGGCCUUCUCUCGGGAGCCAUCCAGUCGAAAGAGGACGUCAGCAAGGCUGGCGAUGUGCGGACCAGGCUUCCUCGCUUCAGCGGCGACAAUCUGGACAAGAAUAUCGCGACCGUUGCGAAGAUCAACGAAAUCGCAAAGAGCAAGGGUGUCACCCCCGCCCAGCUGACGCUGGCUUGGAUCCUUGCGCAGGGCGAUGACAUUUUCGCCAUUCCUGGCACGACAGAGGCACACAGGUUGAGGGAGAACCUCGCUGCCAUGAGCAUCAGCUUGACUGCCGAGGAGGAGCAAGCAAUUCGGAAUGUGGCAAAGGAUGUUGUAGGACCCCGACUUCCAGAGAAUCUCCCUAGCGUGAACCCUUUCGGCGACACUCCGCCGCUGGAGUCAUGA
Trichoderma citrinoviride is the source of this 1038-nucleotide messenger RNA. RefSeq names its product aldo-keto reductase. Gene Ontology annotation, cellular component: cytoplasm. The transcript is spliced from 2 exons. Lineage: Eukaryota; Fungi; Ascomycota; Sordariomycetes; Hypocreales; Hypocreaceae. The record is from RefSeq and is a predicted model, not a curated record. The coding region runs from base 1 to 1038 and encodes 345 amino acids.